Daphnia pulex (common water flea) is the source of this 1343-nucleotide messenger RNA. RefSeq lists its product as uncharacterized. NCBI's taxonomy places the organism in Eukaryota, Metazoa, Arthropoda, Branchiopoda, Diplostraca, Daphniidae. Gene Ontology annotation, biological process: protein ubiquitination. Gene Ontology annotation, molecular function: ubiquitin protein ligase activity. The coding region runs from base 92 to 1057 and encodes 321 amino acids. The record is from RefSeq and is a predicted model, not a curated record. The transcript is spliced from 5 exons.
UCGACUCUAAGUGAAUGUCUUCAUUCGCUCGUCUUCUUUCGUCCUGGUUGUUGUGUUGUUGAACUCUUGUGCCCACCAGUUACGUAAGGCAAUGUCGGCAGAAUCAUCUUUUAACGGAUCGUAUCAGCGUCUCAAACAUUUGAUGACGUGUUUCGUUUGUUACAACAAGUACAGCGCCAGUCGCAAACCCAAAUGGCUAAUUUGUAAGCACUAUUUCUGCCAGCAGUGCCUAGCUGAAAUUCAGGAGAAAAACAUAAUCAAAUGUCCACUCUGCCGCCAGCUUCAAUUCUAUUCUGAGGUGACAUCGGUCCAGCCGGAUGCCGUCGUCAAUUUGAUGGAGAAAGCUUCGGUCCACCUGGCAAGGUUGAAAGCCAACCAGCGGCUUAAGCGAGAGCUGGAAACAGCUAAGAUUAAGAAGAUUCAAUUGUGGGAAGAAAAAGAAAGAAAACUCGAAGCGGAUUUGGCUAAUUUUCGCCAAUCUUCUACAUUCAAAGAUUUUUCAGCACUUCAAUUAGCGUUGGCUUUAGCCAAGAAUCAAGUGAUUCCUCUCGCCAGUCAAGAUCGAAUUGAUUUUUAUUCCGAUUUCCAAGAGAGACUGGAACAGUAUUUGAGAAAUUUUGCCAGCGUAACAAAUGAAGUCAUCAGCUGGAUUGAGGGGGUCAAUAAUCAAAUUACAGCUAAAGAUUUUACCGACUACCAUUUCAUCCGCGCCUUGACAGCUGCCAUCAUCAACUGUUCAAUUACAAAAGAUCGCGGAGGCUUAAACACGAUACGCACUUCUGUAUUGAAACACUGGGCGCCAGUUUUAAAAAGAUACGUCGACAGUGAGAUCUUUUACAAAAAUCACAACGCCAUUAUGGAAAUGAAACUGAUUUUGGCAGUGCAGGAGUUGACGUCUGAGAGAAAAUACCGCAAAGGUUUGACGCUCGAAAUUCUGAGCGCGUUCGGCGAAAAUGGCUUGUUCUUAUCGUGUUUUGACGCUGUCAGAAAAACAUCUUGCUCAACCGAGUCUUUCGCUAGUUUAGCCUUUUACAUCAUCUCUUGUCUUCCGCAAUAGUCGACAAGUCAAAAAGCUGCUUUGAUCCGCCAACAAUUCAGUGAUCAAUAAUUCAUUUCGCCCCUGUUUUCUUUAUUUACAAUUGCCAUUCCCAGUUGUGUAUUCGCAUUCUUUGUAGUUGAAAAAAUGAUGUUGCUGGGGGGGAUAAAUUUACAUUCAGAUCACAAUUUUGUUUGUUUUUAAACGACAAGGACAAAUUUGGUGUACGUGUAGGCAGCUAGGUGGGCUAUUACGUUGUAAAAAAAGAUACGACUAAUAGUUUAAUAAAUCAUGAUAAGCCUUCAAC